Danaus chrysippus (African queen) is the source of this 945-nucleotide messenger RNA. Lineage: Eukaryota; Metazoa; Arthropoda; Insecta; Lepidoptera; Nymphalidae. The record is from the annotation of a GenBank genome assembly.
AUGGGUGAUAAGGAUGAUUAUUUGACUGCGUAUCGAGUUUUUUUUGAAAAAUUCGCUGCUACCGUAGAUCCUAAGGACCAAUUACCUGUUAAUAUUGCUGGCUACACAAUUACACAGUCAGAGUUGCCGGGAGAAGUUUUAUAUUGGACUGCCGAAUAUUUGUCGGAAAUAAAUUGCCCACCCACAUUGAUGACAACGCUUCGGCGAAUAGUACUUGACGAGGUGUUAAUAGCAGCGAAGAAAAAUCCCGAUGAAUACGGUUAUGAUACAGACAAAUGCGAAUACGAAGCCCUGCGUCUGAUGCAGGCUGUUACGUCGAAGGUCAACGAUGUGUGUCUCAGGUACUUGGACAACUCCAAGUUGGAUACAUUACCUCCACCGCCUCCAAUGUCACAGAGAGGUCACCGCAGCGCCUCAUCAGCUGUGAAGAACUUGAGGAGAGUAAUGGAAGAUAGGCACGUUGAGAUCAGCAAUCUGGAGGCCUUGUUCGGAAUAGAGACCACAGAGCCGACUGGUUUCUACGCGGUGUACGACGGCCACGCAGGUUCAGCCGCGGCCACGUACUGCGCCGCACACCUUCACCAAUACCUGGUGGAAAGCCCGUACUUCAGGAGGGAUCUACAACAAGCACUACACGACGCCUUCAUCAGAACCGACGCUGAGUUUGUGAGGAAAAGCCAUCAAAAGCGUGCGGCGGGCGGUAGUACGGCGGUGGUGGUGUGCGUGCGCGGCGGCCGGCUGGCGGCGGCCUGGGCCGGGGACUCGCUGGCGUUACUCGUCAAGAGAAUGGGACUCAUGCAGCUCGUCAACCCACACAAGCCGGACAGACCUGAUGAAACGAUCCGUAUCCAGUCGUCUGGUGGUAUCGUGAUGUACAUGGGUACGUGGCGGGUCAAUGGACAGCUAGCUGUUUCCAGGGCUAUUGGUGAGUACACUAUCAUAUAG